UUUGAUUACAAAAUGUAAUAAUUUCAGAUCAUAUAUUAGGUCUGGGUAUAAAUUUAUUGUGAACCAAAACAAUACAAUGAGUACUAAAAUAAUUAUUUAUUAAUCAAUUAAUAAGGACAAAAUAUGAAUCUGACAGGAAAUUAACUUGAAUAUUAGAAGCAUAAAUUAAUUAGUUUAUUAAUUGUAAUAAAAAUUAAAAGAUGUCAAUUAAACGUAAUCAAGUCGAUAGAAAUAGCGAUUCUAAAAAAUUUGAGAUUACUUUAAGUAUCGAUGAAUUAUUAAAAGACCCAGGUAGUGUAAAAUCUGAUGAUGACUACGAAUGGUUAAAAAAAGUAGUUAGUCAGACAUCCACUUUUAAUAAAAAAGAGCCAUCAGUUGAUUUAUCAAAAGAUAAUCAUGAACAAAAUACAGAUGAAGGGGAGCGACGACUGUUAAAAUUAUUUAAAAUUGCGCUCCAUGAUAAACGAUUGGCUGAAAAAUUUAUAUCUACAGUAAUAUCUACAGCUUAUCUUAAUAAUCACCGAAAAUUUAUAUUUCGUAUUAUCAUGAUGUUUGUGGAACAACGUUUAUAUAUUUUAAAGAAAGCACCAGGAUGUUAUUUAAAUUUAGUAAUGAUAUUCGGUGAUUUUCUCCAUGCAUAUGAAGGAACAAAUGAAAUUGUAGAGACUUUGUUUCAAUGUUUGAUGUUAUUAAUAGAAAUUGAGGCAUCUCGAGCAAUCGAAUUAGCAACAAUAAUGAUGUCAAAAAUUGGAUUGAAAAUGGCGAUUCGUUUUCCGAUGGUAGAUACAGAUAAUUUUUUAGACCGAAGUUAUCAUAUUUUAAUAAAUGGUGAGAAGAUAGGUCCACGAUCGAGAAUAUUAUUGAUGCUGAUGAUUGCUUUGAAUGAUCAAAAGUUUUUGCCUUUUCCUGACGAUCAUUAUUUACUUGAAUUUUACACAACAGAAUUGGGCGAGUCUACGAUGACUAAAAUUCAAAAUAAUUUGAAAACUUUCUAAAUACUCUACUUUUUUUCCAUCAAAAAAUUUGCAACCAUCUUCAUUUCUUAAAUAUAAAAUUUUAAAAAAUGGAGCAAAAUCCAAAAUUAUUUAUUUUAAAAUCUAUGAGGAAUA
Messenger RNA from Microplitis mediator, 1109 nucleotides. RefSeq lists its product as uncharacterized. Lineage: Eukaryota; Metazoa; Arthropoda; Insecta; Hymenoptera; Braconidae. The record is from RefSeq and is a predicted model, not a curated record. The transcript is spliced from 5 exons. The coding region runs from base 201 to 995 and encodes 264 amino acids.